Molecule: messenger RNA, 1484 nt
Organism: Gossypium raimondii (Peruvian cotton)
Lineage: Eukaryota; Viridiplantae; Streptophyta; Magnoliopsida; Malvales; Malvaceae
Product: probable CCR4-associated factor 1 homolog 7
Exons: 2
Coding region: 524-1348 (274 amino acids)
Cellular component (GO): CCR4-NOT core complex; P-body; CCR4-NOT complex
Molecular function (GO): nucleic acid binding; poly(A)-specific ribonuclease activity
Source: RefSeq, a predicted model, not a curated record
GAUACGAUGGCGGAAGGUGAAAGCAACAGAGGAGGCAAGUGAAAAAAGUAUAUAGGUAUAAAAGCUUCGUCAUAUAAAGCGCCUGGUCUUUCUCUCUUCUCUCACUUCAUGAUUUUAUCUCUUCAAUGUUGAUGCUGUUACAAUGUGAAGCACAGGGAGGCUUUUGGAUAAAAGCUUUCUUUAUCUUCUUCAUCCCAUAAAAUUCCAUUUUUAUUAAAACAAAAAAAGAAGAAAGGAAAACUUAUACGCCCCCAAAAUUUCAAUUUGUCAUUUUCUUUAAGAAAACCAAAAAAAGAAAAAAAAUCAUAAAAAAGAAUCCAUAAACCCUCCUCCUACCGUCAUUCAUUUCAUCUUUCUAAAGCCCCUACAGAUUUCGAUUCGAAUCUCAUUUUUAUAUUUUUUUUUGCCCUCAGCUGCAACGUUUUCCAGGAUUCUGGAGAAUUGGUUUUUUUUGUUUCCCUUUAUAUUGUUGUUCGAGAAAUCAAAGCUUUGUUACUUUUUUUUUUCUUUUUUCCGAAGGAAGAUGUCGAUUUUGCCGAAAAGUGAAUCAAUUCACAUAAGGGAAGUUUGGGACGAGAAUUUGAAUUGUGAAUUCGAGUUAAUUCGAGAGAUUGUGGAUGAUUACCCGUUCAUUGCUAUGGACACUGAGUUCCCGGGCAUUGUUCUACGCCCAAUAGGCAAUUUCAAGAGCAGUUUUGAUUACAAUUACCAAACCUUGAAAGCAAAUGUUGAUCUUUUGAAACUGAUUCAGUUGGGUCUUACUUUCUCUGAUGCCAAAGGGAAUUUGCCUACUUGUGGAACUGAUAAAUACUGCGUUUGGCAAUUCAAUUUCCGCGAAUUCGAUCCUAAUGAGGAUGUCUAUGCUAAUGACUCCAUUGAGCUUUUGUCUCAAAGUGGCAUUGAUUUUCAGAAGAACAAAGAAAAGGGCAUUAGUGCUCAUGACUUCAGUGAAUUGUUAAUGUCAUCUGGGAUUGUUUUGAAUGAUAAUGUGCAUUGGGUGACUUUUCAUAGCGGCUACGAUUUUGGGUAUUUGCUUAAGUUGCUCACUUGCAAGAAUCUUCCUGAAACACAGACAGGGUUCUUUAGUUUGAUUAAGAUUUAUUUCCCGACUCUAUAUGAUAUCAAGCAUCUGAUGAAGUUUUGCAAUAGCCUACAUGGUGGGUUGAACAAGCUUGCAGAGCUGUUAGAAGUGGAGAGGAUUGGUAUUUGUCACCAAGCUGGUUCAGAUAGUUUGCUUACUUGUUGUACAUUCAUGAAACUGAAAGAAAAUUUCUUUAGUGGUUCGGCCGAGAAAUAUGCUGGUGUGUUAUAUGGUCUUGGUGUUGAGAAUGGACAGAAUACUCUCUAAUAAAUCAAAGAAAACUUCUUUAGUUGGUCGACUGAGAAAUAUGCUGGUUUGUUAUAUGGUCUUGGUUGUUCAGAAUUGACAGAAUACUUCUUAAAUAUCAAAGAAUUAUGAAAUAAAAGCUGUUUGUUAGACUUUA